Molecule: messenger RNA, 1497 nt
Organism: Manihot esculenta (cassava)
Lineage: Eukaryota; Viridiplantae; Streptophyta; Magnoliopsida; Malpighiales; Euphorbiaceae
Exons: 2
Coding region: 215-1297 (360 amino acids)
Molecular function (GO): nucleotide binding
Source: RefSeq, a predicted model, not a curated record
UGAGUAACCAAUUUUGCAUAUGUUUUUCCCGGAAAAUAUAGUUUCUCAGGAAAUGGAGAAACUUCAACUGACGAGGCCUUAGAUAUUGAUAAUGACAAGAUACCUUAUAAUCUCCCUUUCCCUCCAGCCAAGACCCAAGCAACAAUACAACACCUUCAUCGUUCUCCCCAGAUAAUAGAUUUUUUUAUUUUGGUCGGAGCUCCCCAGAUAAUAAAUGGCGGAAACCUUAAUCCGUUUCGGCAUAAUUGGCUGCGCAGAGAUUGCCCGAAAGGUCUCUCGAGCAAUAACCCUCGCUCCCAACGCCCACCUCUAUGCCGUUGCCAGCCGCUCUGUGGAAAAAGCGGCGGCCUUUGCUAAAGCUAAUAAUUUUCCUUCCGACGCCAAGAUAUAUGGCUCCUACGAGUCCCUCCUCGACGACCCACUUGUCGACGCCGUCUAUGUACCUUUACCCACCAGCCUUCAUGUGAAAUGGGCUUGUUUGGCUGCUCAGAAGAAGAAGCAUAUUUUGUUGGAGAAGCCUGUGGGACUCAAUGUUGCCGAGUUUGAUGAGAUUUUGCGUGCUUGCGAGGCUAAUGGAGUGCAGAUUAUGGAUGGUACCAUGUGGAUGCAUAAUCCCAGAACCCAGAAGAUGCGAGAGUUCUUAUCUGAUAAGGAGCGUUUUGGAGAACUCAGAACGAUACACAGUACCUUUACAUUGGCCGCAGAUGAGGAUUUUCUGAAGAAUGACAUCCGUGUCAAGCCAGAUCUUGAUGGUCUUGGUGCUCUUGGAGAUGCUGGGUGGUAUACUAUUCGAGCAACCCUCUGGGCCGCUGAUUAUGAACUGCCAAAGACUGUUAUAGCCUUGCGCGGGUCUGUUUUAAAUGAAGCCGGGGUGAUUUUGGCCUGUGGGGCGUCUCUACAUUGGGAAGAUGGCAAAGUAGCAGUAUUGCAUUGCUCUUUUUUAACACAUUUGACAACGUUUGUUACUGCAAUUGGCACAAAGGGAACUUUACAUGUUGAUGAUUUCAUCAUUCCUUUUACUGAGAAGGAAGCCUCUUACACAGCAACUUCAAAAGCUUGGUUCAAUGAACUCGUUACAGGAUGGGUACCAUUGCCGAGCCAGAACACGGUAUUCGUAGAUCUCCCUCAGGAAGCUUGCAUGGUGAGAGAAUUUGCUCGGUUGGUUGGAAAUAUCAAGGCACAUGGAGCAAAACCUGACCAAACGUGGCCGACUCGCAGUAGGAAGACACAACUCGUACUGGAUGCAAUAAAGACAUCAAUCGAGAAAGGUUUCGAGCCUGUUGAGAUUGCAAAUUGAUUGUGGCUUAUCUUGCCUGUACGUGUCUGUUCAUUUGAAUAUGAAUAAUCUUUUUGAUGCAAGUAAGAUUGUUGUUGUCCUGUCAAAAUCGUAACAUCUUUGGAUGUAAUGGCCACCGACGGCCAGUUUCGAUGUGCCAUUUCAAGUGGUAUUGUAGAAACAGUUGUAUCUGCUUUAGUCUAUGAAUGUUGCUUUGAUUA